UAGGGAUUUAAGGACCUAUAAAUACUCUCAUAUGCAUACUCAUACACAUACAGAUAGAGAUCGAGAGAGUCGGCACCGUUGUGCACAUUUCUCAGGUAAUCUGAUUAACAAUUUUGUAGUCCUUCACAGCUUACUAUGGCAGACGCUCAUGAAACUGACAAGAACAUUCAGAUAUGGAAGAUUAAGAAACUUAUAAAGGCUCUGGAAGCUGCACGAGGAAAUGGGACUAGUAUGAUCUCACUUAUUAUGCCUCCUCGUGAUCAGAUAUCACGUGUCACAAAGAUGUUGGGCGAUGAAUAUGGGACGGCUUCAAACAUUAAAAGCAGAGUGAAUCGCCAGUCAGUUCUUGGUGCAAUUACUUCUGCUCAGCAGAGGCUUAAGCUUUACAAUAAAGUUCCUCCAAAUGGGCUUGUACUUUACACUGGGACAAUUGUAACUGAGGAUGGUAAGGAAAAGAAAGUUACUAUUGACUUCGAGCCAUUCAGGCCCAUAAACGCUUCUCUUUAUCUUUGUGAUAACAAGUUUCACACGGAGGCUUUAAAUGAACUUUUGGAAUCAGAUGACAAGUUUGGUUUUAUUGUCAUGGAUGGAAAUGGGACCCUUUUUGGUACAUUGAGUGGCAAUACAAGGGAGGUACUUCACAAGUUCAGUGUUGAUCUACCAAAGAAACAUGGGAGAGGAGGGCAGUCAGCUUUGCGAUUUGCUCGUCUUCGUAUGGAAAAGCGUCAUAAUUAUGUUAGGAAGACUGCAGAGCUUGCCACACAAUUUUACAUAAACCCUGGUACCAGCCAGCCGAAUGUCUCCGGACUUAUACUUGCGGGAUCUGCUGACUUUAAGACGGAGCUCAGUCAGUCGGAUAUGUUUGAUCCUCGUCUCCAGGCAAAAAUUCUGAAUGUUGUAGAUGUUUCGUACGGUGGAGAGAACGGCUUCAAUCAGGCAAUUGAGUUGUCUGCAGAAAUCCUUUCCAAUGUCAAGUUCAUACAGGAAAAGCGUUUGAUAGGAAAGUAUUUUGAAGAGCUCAGUCAGGAUACUGGAAAAUAUGUCUUUGGAGUGGAUGAUACUUUGAAAGCUUUGGAAAUGGGUGCCGUUGAGAUACUUAUUGUGUGGGAAAAUUUGGACAUGAAUAGAUAUGUCCUUAAAAAUAAUACAACCGGUGAAAUUAUAAUAAAGCAUUUGAACAAAAACCAAGAUGGGGUUCAGAGUAACUUUAGAGAUGCAGCCACCAAUGCUGAACUUGAAGUUCAGGAGAAGAUGUCACUUCUUGAGUGGUUUGCCAAUGAGUACAAAAAAUUUGGUUGCACUCUGGAGUUUGUCACCAACAAAUCACAAGAGGGAUCCCAAUUUUGCAGAGGUUUCGGUGGAAUUGGUGGAAUUCUUCGCUACCAGCUUGAUAUGCGAACUUUUGAUGAGUACCCUGAUGAGGAAGCCUAUGAUGAUUCUGAAUAGCAAUCAAUCACCUACCGUUAUGAAGGUGCAGGAGGAUGGAGCGAAAUGACUGCACCGAUAGGGCACAAGCUAUUGUGCUCGAAUUUUGCUACUGCUGCUCCGUUUUAUCUCAAAAAUUAUAAAGCUGUUAAUAAGGGGGAUACAUUAUCUGGAUGGGAAAUGCCCGGAUAUUUCAGAUUCAUACUUUCCUUGUUUGCAGGAAAGCAUCAAGGAACAAUGCUACAACAGAUACUAGUACUUGUUGAUCAUGCUGCAACCGGUAAAGAAUUGAAGUUGAAAACUGGUCGGAAUACAGUGGUUGACAAAAUCCAGUCCAGAGGAGCUCAAUUACUGCUAUGAAAAAGGCUUUGAAAGCCUUGCAGAUAGGAAAAGUGAGCAGAAGGUUGGACGAAAAAGUCUAAUUGUCAAGGAAAAGAAGAAUGGGGCGUUCAGUGCAGAUAAAGGCACACCAGAACAUCAUCCAAUAAUAAUAAUAAGAAUAACUGAGAAAUAAACUUCUAUAAUAGCUAUGCAGCUUUCAGUUUUUUUUACCAUCUUUUUGUACUUCCAAUCUCAUAAAUAAGGCUAUAAUGCCAGUAAUAUUAGUCUGUCCUUGUUCAAUCACUUACAAUACUACUAGUACUUCGAUUUUGAUAUAAUGUUUCAAGUUUGUGUAA
This is a messenger RNA of Daucus carota subsp. sativus, 2102 nucleotides long. Its product is annotated as eukaryotic peptide chain release factor subunit 1-3. Gene Ontology annotation, biological process: cytoplasmic translational termination. Bases 136 to 1446 code for a protein of 436 amino acids. Gene Ontology annotation, cellular component: translation release factor complex; cytosol. NCBI's taxonomy places the organism in Eukaryota, Viridiplantae, Streptophyta, Magnoliopsida, Apiales, Apiaceae. Gene Ontology annotation, molecular function: translation release factor activity, codon specific; sequence-specific mRNA binding. The transcript is spliced from 4 exons. The record is from RefSeq and is a predicted model, not a curated record.